AUGCUUCUACUUACCGCUUUUUGCACUGUUGGUUUCACGGCGCUUUAUCCUAUUUUAUUUUUCACUACUCUAACAAUCGCUUCAGAAGAAGAAAGCGGAGUGAAGGAAUAUCUGAUAGUCAUGGGAUUCAGAAGGGAGUUGCUCUCUUUAUCAAGUGUCAUCUUCGCAUUUCUUAAAGCUUUCAGCGUUAUGAUUCUUUUUGGAGCAGUAUCGUUUAGAAACUUUCUUGACAUGCUACCUACAGUGUUCCCAACGUUGCUGCUGUGCAUUAGUGCGGCUGCAAUGGGAUUACUAUGCGCGAGAGUAGUGAAGACAACUACUGCUGCAAUGAUAGGAGUAAAAAACAUCUACGACAAUCUAUUCGUUUAUGAUGAUGUUAUCAAUGUGGGAACGUCUUUCAUAUACCUGUUCUUCGCCUCAGCAGUAAUGAUCUUACUGGCCAUCCUCAUGGAUUUCGUGAUGCAUACGCGUAAUGUUCCUUGUUGCGACAGAAUGCUCCAACACAAUGAAAGCGUCCCCAAUGAUACCAGAACUUAUCGCGAAUCUUGGCACGAAAAGAUUGCGUCAACAGCUGAACCUGUGUUGUCAGUGGAAUCUGUGAGCAAAGUCUGGAGAAACACUGGCGAAAUUGCUGUGAACAACGUCACUUUGAAAGCUUACGGCGAACAGGUAAACUGUUCAAUCUUUUCACGAUUAUCAUGGCAACGAGCAUUUUGA
This is a messenger RNA of Cylicocyclus nassatus, 717 nucleotides long. Lineage: Eukaryota; Metazoa; Nematoda; Chromadorea; Rhabditida; Strongylidae. The record is from the annotation of a GenBank genome assembly.